UCCUUCUAUAAGUAUGGCCCACUCGGCACUAUACAAACUCCAUUUUGCUAAAUCCUCAGUUUUCUCUCUUCCAUUCCAGACUCUUCUUUUCAUCUAUUUCACAUACAUUUGUUCAUUCUGGUCUCCGAUCGGACUUUUCCAUCAAUCUUAGCCGGAAUUUUUAACCUCCGGUGGCUGAUCUCAUCCUAUCUUACCAGUAAGAUCUCCAGUUUGACGUAAUUCAUCGUAUUUUAGGACAAUAUGGCGCAGUUUCAGAACCAAGAACUUGAGUAUAUGAUUGACGAUGAAUAUUAUGAUAUGACCGAUUUUGAGCACAACAACAACAACAAUAACAACAAUCGCCUGCAAAAAAGUUGUGCCGAAGAUUCAAUGGACUCAGAUUUCGAGGACGAUUUUGACCAGAACAAGUCAAAAACGGAUACAUCAGCUGAAGAAGCUAGAAACGGGAAAGAUAUACAAGGGAUUCCAUGGGAGAGGCUCAAUUUUACAAGAGACAAGUACAGAGAAACAAGAUUAAAGCAAUACAAAAACUAUGAGAACAUUCCACACUCUCGUGAACAUUUAGAAAAGGUGUGCAAGAAAGUAGACAAAAGUCAGACUCUUUAUGAUUUUCAGUUCAAUACAAGGCUUGUGAAGCCAACAGUCGUUCAUUUUCAGAUUAAAAUAAGUGCAUUGGCAUUGUUAUAUGAUGAGAGUUUUAAAUAAGAUGUGCAAUCCUGAAAUUGUGCAAAAGUUGGUUCUUAAUCCCAACAGCUGACCAUAUCAUUCUUAUGCUAUGUUGUGGACAUGGAAGCAUUGGGGAGUAUCACGUUUAUAUUUCAGCCAUAGAAGCAGGGUGCCAUUUAAAUCAAGCAGCAUGUGGAUAAAGAAGCUCUUCAUAUGCUGAGGAAUCUUUUAUGGGCAACCUCAAAGCACGAUCUCUACCUUAUGCAAAACUACUCAGUCAUGCAUUGGUCUUCACUUCUCAAGAGGGGCAAAGAAGUAAUUAAUGUCGCUAUGCCCGUAUUACCUACUUUGAAAUACCCCGGGUCCUUUUCUCGUUCACUGUCGCGAGUCCAGGUCAGCACAAUGGCUGUCAGGGAUGACUUGAUAGUUGCCGGUGGUUUUCACGGUGAACUAAUCUGCAAGUAUCUCAACAAACCCGGAGUCUCGUUCGCCACAAAAAUCGCAGACGAUGAAAAUGCCAUAACUAACUCAGUCGACAUAUCUUACAGUUCAAGUGGGUCAACGAGGGUCAUGACCGCCAACAAUGAUGCACUUAUACGUGUUUUUGAUGCAAAAAGUUUUACUUGUACGAAUAGCUUUAAGUUUCCAUGGUCCGUUAAUGACACAUCCGUGAGCCCCGAUGGUAAAUUAUUAGCGGUCCUCGGGGACAGCACCGAAUGCUUACUAGCCGAUGCCCAUUCAGGAAAAGAAAUUGGGAAAAUGAAAGGGCAUUUAGACUACUCGUUUGCGUCUGCAUGGCAUCCAAAUGGACAAGUUGUGGCAACGGGUAACCAAGACACGACUUGUAGGCUAUGGGAUGUGAGGAAUUUGUGUAAGUCUUUGAUGGUGUUUAAGGGAAGAAUGGGUGCAAUUAGGGGGAUUAGGUUUAGUGGAGAUGGUAGGUUCAUGGCUAUGGCUGAACCCGCGGACUUUGUUCAUGUAUUUGAUACCGAAAGUGGGUACGGGUCGGGUCAAGAGAUUGAUGUGUUUGGUGAAAUUGGUGGGAUUUCAUUUAGCCCAGAUAGUGAGGCUUUGUUUGUUGGGAUAUCGGAUCGGACUUAUGGGAGUGUUUUGGAGUUUAAUCGGAGGCAUAGGAAUCAGUAUUUGGAGUCAAUGUUUUAGUCAAAAAAAAAACGUGGUUAUGUGUUGUGUGGUGCCUUGAACAAGCGCUCGAUAUAUAUUUGUUUGCUGAAGCGGGUUGAGGCCAUGUGUUUGUAAGCUCUGGUGUGAUUGGUAGUUUUUGCUUGGUUGCGGUGUACAUAAUUGGAGUCUUUAUAUGUUUGUGAAUUUUGGACCAUGGAAAACUUAAA
This is a messenger RNA of Lactuca virosa, 2015 nucleotides long. The record is from the annotation of a GenBank genome assembly. NCBI's taxonomy places the organism in Eukaryota, Viridiplantae, Streptophyta, Magnoliopsida, Asterales, Asteraceae.